Molecule: messenger RNA, 1131 nt
Organism: Rhizopus microsporus ATCC 52813
Lineage: Eukaryota; Fungi; Mucoromycota; Mucoromycetes; Mucorales; Rhizopodaceae
Product: Aminomethyltransferase folate-binding domain-containing protein
Exons: 5
Coding region: 1-1131 (376 amino acids)
Cellular component (GO): mitochondrial matrix
Molecular function (GO): protein binding
Source: RefSeq, a predicted model, not a curated record
AUGCUUUGUCAAUAUUUUGCAGCUACUCGUGUCUUUAAGCAGAUAAAUAAAAAUAUUCUCUAUCGCUCCUUUGUGAGCACACCCACCUUUCAGUUUCAGGAGAAAGAUAAACUUCACAAAGGCAAUUGCUAUUGCCCAAUUCCUGAUCGCAGCCUGAUCGAACUUGAAGGAACAGACACAGCAAAAUUUCUGCAAGGAAUGAUCACAAACCAUAUGCCGAAAAUAUCGCCAGGAGGUGACGGAUUUUUUACUGCCUUCUUGACACCUCAAGGACGUAUGCUCUAUGACGCGUUUAUCUAUCCUGUCAAUGUCGGUGUCAAUUUCCCUCACCCAAAGUUUAUAGUCGAUAUUCCUACAGCUUCCAAGGACAUGUUUGUACGUCACUUGAAACGAUACAUUCUACGAUCCAAAGUAAAAAUAAGAGAUUGUUCAGACGAGUAUAAGCUGUGGCAUAUCUGGGGUGAUGCAUUAAACCAUGAACACCGUGUGAAUCCGACACUGAUCAAGAAAGAAAAAAGAUUAUCAGAUGUUGGAUGCCAUGAUCCUCGUGUACCAGGCUUUGGUUAUAGAGCCGCGCUACCUACAGAUCAAAGCAUUCAUCACUCAUUACAUGAAUUGGGUGAAUUUAAAGAAUUAGAAAGUAAAGAAUAUAUAAUACGCCGUAUGUUACAUGGAAUACCCGAAGGAACGGAUGAUUUAUGGCCCGAGUCUUCUUUACCUCUUGAGUCCAAUUUGGACUACAUGAACGGAGUUGAUUUCCGUAAAGGCUGUUAUAUUGGACAAGAACUGACAAUUCGUACUUACCAUACAGGUAUCAUUCGUAAGCGAAUUGUUCCUGUUCAAAUUUAUAGAAAGGGUGAAAGUGCGCCAAGAAUACAAGCAGUAGAUCGUACAUUUGAAUAUCCAUCAGAUACUCUUCAGCCACAAAAGGACAUCAAGCUAGCUGAUGGAUCAUCGAAAAGAGGUGUAGGCAAGGUGUGUUCUGGCAUUCAUAAUAUCGGAUUAGCCUUGAUGAGAUUAGAACAUGUUCAAAAUUUUGCUCAAGGAGAGGAUGUCGCCUUUACUGUUGAUAAUGAUAUCUAUCUUGCGCCAUUUUUACCAGAGUGGUGGUCGGAGAAUCAAAUUCAGUAA